This is a messenger RNA of Dipodomys ordii (Ord's kangaroo rat), 1424 nucleotides long. RefSeq names its product RAD51 recombinase (gene Rad51). The transcript is spliced from 10 exons. NCBI's taxonomy places the organism in Eukaryota, Metazoa, Chordata, Mammalia, Rodentia, Heteromyidae. Gene Ontology annotation, cellular component: condensed nuclear chromosome. The record is from RefSeq and is a predicted model, not a curated record. Gene Ontology annotation, biological process: mitotic recombination; DNA recombinase assembly; chromosome organization involved in meiotic cell cycle. Gene Ontology annotation, molecular function: double-stranded DNA binding; ATP binding; ATP-dependent DNA damage sensor activity. The coding region runs from base 59 to 1078 and encodes 339 amino acids.
AAUCUGUGGAGAGGAGCCUCUACUCAAAGCUGGAGACUUACUCUGAUUACAAUCAGUAAUGGCUAUGAAGAUGCAGCUCGAAGCAAAUGCAGAUGCUUCAGUUGAUGAAGAAAGCUUUGGACCACAGCCUAUUUCACGGUUGGAGCAAUGUGGCAUAAAUGCCAAUGAUGUGAAGAAAUUGGAAGAAGCUGGCUUCCACACCGUGGAGGCUGUGGCCUAUGCACCUAAGAAGGAGCUCAUAAAUAUUAAGGGGAUUAGUGAGGCCAAAGCUGAUAAGAUUCUGGCUGAGGCAGCUAAAUUAGUUCCGAUGGGUUUUACCACUGCAACUGAAUUCCACCAGAGGCGGUCAGAGAUCAUCCAGAUUACUACUGGCUCCAAAGAGCUUGACAAACUACUUCAAGGUGGAAUUGAGACUGGAUCUAUCACAGAGAUGUUUGGAGAGUUCCGAACUGGGAAGACCCAGAUCUGUCACACGCUGGCAGUCACUUGUCAGCUUCCCAUUGACCGUGGUGGAGGUGAAGGAAAGGCCAUGUAUAUUGACACGGAAGGUACCUUUAGGCCAGAACGACUGCUAGCAGUGGCUGAGAGAUAUGGUCUCUCUGGCAGUGAUGUCCUGGAUAACGUAGCAUACGCCCGCGGGUUCAACACAGACCACCAGACACAGCUCCUUUAUCAAGCGUCGGCCAUGAUGGUGGAAUCUAGGUAUGCAUUGCUUAUUGUAGACAGUGCCACCGCCCUGUAUAGAACAGACUACUCAGGUCGAGGAGAGCUCUCAGCCAGGCAGAUGCACUUGGCCAGGUUUCUGAGGAUGCUUCUGCGACUUGCUGAUGAGUUUGGUGUAGCAGUCGUAAUCACCAACCAGGUAGUAGCCCAAGUGGAUGGAGCAGCCAUGUUUGCUGCUGAUCCCAAGAAACCUAUUGGAGGAAACAUCAUCGCCCAUGCAUCAACAACCAGAUUGUACCUGAGGAAAGGAAGAGGGGAAACCAGAAUCUGCAAAAUCUACGACUCUCCCUGUCUUCCUGAAGCUGAAGCUAUGUUUGCCAUCAAUGCGGACGGAGUAGGAGAUGCCAAAGACUGAGUCACCACUUUAUUUCUGCGAUGAACUUUAGUACUGCGCAGCCUGAGAGAGGCUCUCCGGUGCGCCUCACACCGCUUCUUGUUGGACUGUCAACACUUGCCUUCUGGGAAAACAGCUAUUGUAUCUGGUUUUCUGAUGGUGUAAACAGACAGGUUAGUACUCGACCUGAUGUUUUCUUCCUUCUUUGUAAUUUCUUGGGAUUAUUUACCUUUGACAUAGCGUACCAACUACACAAAAGAUUGUGAAAUAAGAAGUAAGAAUUUCUCCAGCACCAAAGCUAAGGAGAGCUGGCUCUACUUUGACUUCUGAAUAAUAGUAAAAUAAAAUGUCUUCCCGAGGCUCUAAA